AUGGGGACACAGAAGGUCACCCCAGCUCUGAUCUUUGCCAUCACAAUUGCUACAAUCGGCUGUUUCCAAUUUGGCUACAACAUUGGGGUCAUCAAUGCUCCUGAGAAGAUCAUAAAGGAAUUUAUCAAUAAAACUUUGACGGACAAGGGAAAUGCCCCUCCCUCUGAGGUGCUGCUCACGUCUCUCUGGUCCUUGUCUGUGGCCAUAUUCUCCGUCGGGGGUAUGAUCGGCUCCUUUUCAGUCGGACUCUUUGUCAACCGUUUUGGCAGGCGCAAUUCAAUGCUGAUUGUCAACCUGUUGGCUGUCACUGGUGGCUGCUUUAUGGGACUGUGUAAAGUAGCUAAGUCGGUUGAAAUGCUGAUCCUGGGCCGCUUGGUUAUUGGCCUCUUCUGCGGACUCUGCACAGGUUUUGUGCCCUUGUACAUUGGAGAGCUCUCACCUACUGCCCUGCAGGGUGCCUUUGGCACUCUCAACCAGCUGGGCAUCGUUGUUGGAAUUCUGGUGGCCCAGAUCUUUGGUCUGAAAUUCAUCCUUGGGUCUGAAGAGCUAUGGCCGCUGCUACUGGGCUUUACCAUCAUUCCUACUAUCCUACAAAGUGUAGCCCUUCCAUUUUGCCCUGAAAGUCCCAGAUUUUUGCUCAUUAACAGAAAAGAAGAGGAGAAUGCUAAGCGGAUCCUCCAGCGGUUGUGGGGCACCCAGGAUGUAUCCCAAGACAUCCAGGAGAUGAAAGAUGAGAGUGCAAGGAUGUCACAAGAAAAGCAAGUCACCCUUCUGGAGCUCUUUAGAGUGUCCAGCUACCGACAGCCCCUCAUCAUUUCCAUCAUGCUGCAGCUCUCUCAGCAGCUCUCCGGGAUCAAUGCUGUGUUCUAUUACUCAAGAGGAAUCUUCAAGGAUGCAGGUGUUCAAGAGCCCAUCUAUGCCACCAUCGGCGCGGGUGUGGUUAAUACUAUCUUCACUGUAGUUUCUCUAUUUCUGGUGGAAAGGGCAGGAAGAAGGACUCUGCAUAUGAUAGGCCUUGGAGGGAUGGCUUUUUGUUCUACACUCAUGACUGUUUCUUUGUUAUUAAAGGAUAACUAUAAUGGGAUGAGCUUUGUCUGUAUUGGGGCUAUCUUGGUCUUUGUCGCCUUCUUUGAAAUUGGACCAGGCCCCAUUCCCUGGUUUAUUGUGGCUGAACUCUUCAGCCAUGGCCCCCGCCCAGCUGCCAUGGCAGUGGCCAGCUGCUCCAACUGGACCUCCAACUUCCUAGUCGGAUUGCUCUUCCCCUCCGCUGCUCACUAUUUAGGAGCCUACGUUUUUAUGAUCUUCACCGGCUUCCUCAUUACCUUCUUGGCCUUUACCUUCUUCAAAGUCCCUGAGACCCGUGGCAGGACUUUUGAGGAUAUCACACGGGCCUUUGAAGGGCAGGCACACAGUGCGAAUAGAUCUGGGAAGGACGGCGUCAUGGAGAUGAACAGCAUCAAGCCUGCUAAGGAGACCAUCACCAAUGUCUAA
Messenger RNA from Nomascus leucogenys (northern white-cheeked gibbon), 1491 nucleotides. RefSeq names its product solute carrier family 2, facilitated glucose transporter member 3-like. NCBI's taxonomy places the organism in Eukaryota, Metazoa, Chordata, Mammalia, Primates, Hylobatidae. Gene Ontology annotation, cellular component: membrane. The record is from RefSeq and is a predicted model, not a curated record. Gene Ontology annotation, biological process: D-glucose transmembrane transport.